Molecule: messenger RNA, 3616 nt
Organism: Lutra lutra (Eurasian river otter)
Lineage: Eukaryota; Metazoa; Chordata; Mammalia; Carnivora; Mustelidae
Gene: RGS19
Product: regulator of G protein signaling 19
Exons: 6
Coding region: 2345-2998 (217 amino acids)
Source: RefSeq, a predicted model, not a curated record
GUGGGGGCGUCAGAGGCUAGAGGAAGGGGCCCCUGAAGAAGGAGACAAGCUCUACCAGGCCAGACCUUGCCAGCAGCAGGAGGAAGAGAGAAAUAGGUUGCCCCCACCACUGCAGAAGGGUGGGGGGCAAGGGUCACCAGGGUUAGAAAGACCUGGCCUGCCUUGGAGGAGUCAGGCUGGGGCUCCCCGCACCAAUCAAAUGGGGGGGGGGGGGCUGCAGACCUCAAGGGUACUGAGUACCAUCAGAAUCAAAGAAAGGAGCCCCUCUGUCAGCCCUCCACCCAAAGGUUAUGGCAUUUUUUUCUGGGAUUGUCACAUUUUCUUCUUUUUUUGGACUGGGCGGGCUCAGGGACGUUCUUUUUCCUUCUGUGGAGCAGAGUAGCAGCUGCUCCCAAGGGAACCUCUGUCCCCAGAGGCCAGGCUUGCUGCCUGUCCAGCCUCUCCCAUCCCAGACUUGGGGGCCAAAGCCCCCAAGGGGCUGGGAAAGGGGAAUGCAUCACCUCCCAAAUGCUAGAAUGGGGGGCAGAAACCCCAGUUCAGACCCUGUAGCCCCUCAAGAGAGAGUGAGCGGCCAGAGAACCCCAGCCAGCCUGAGGAGGGCGCAGGGAGCCAGUCCAGGCCUGCAAGAGGCACAGAAGACGCGGGCCCCAAAUGCACCCUCCAGCCCCGGGGCCCCCCUGGAUCUGCACUCCCAGACAGGGCCCCUCCUCUAAUUCAGAGCUAAGUCUUGGGGUGCUUGGGGGAGAGGGGCAGGCCCUGCCCCCACUCACAGUGGGUGGGGGGUGCAGAGGAGGAAGAGCAGUUUUCUGCCCAGCUGCCAGACCAGAGGUUGCCACACCCCUUCCUUUCCCUAGAAGCUUGACCUCUGAGGGAAAGGCAAGCUCUCAGCUGCUCCUUCCCCAUCUGCUUGCCCAGUGUCUCUGGGACCCAGUUUGAGGGUCCCCUCCCCCAGGAUCUCAGGGGAAGUCAGGUAGCUAGCUGGUCAGGGGCCUCAGCCCCAGGGGACCCUACACUUUACCCCUAGCUUUGGGUCAGGGCAAGGCCUCUGCGUGCCCAGGCCCUGGAGGCAGGGGCGCUCCGGUGUACACGCUGUCCCGGCGUCCCUACUCCAAGACCUGCCCAGCCGUGGUGCCUGUCCUAGAGCUCCUCCUCCCUUCCCUUCUACCCUGGGAGACCCCAAGAAGCCAACAUGGCCCAAAUGGGGAUUGAAAGUCCACAAGCUGAGGGGUGGGGACAGCAGGGAGGAUGGUAAUGACAUGAGAAAAUAAAGUGAGAGCAAGUCGUGAGCCUCCAGGCACAAAGAUGGGGGUGAGGGCAGGACCUGGUGGCUCAGGAAGGUCCUUGUCAGCUGUGCAGGGAAGCCCCUGGGCCCUGUGUGUCCUCACUUAGGCCAAGGUGGGCGCAGGCAGGGGUCGUGGUGGGAAAGCAUUCAAAACGGCCCCCAGGGCACUGACUGACUCCCUCCCCGUGGUGGAGACUUUGGGAUCUGUGGUUGGCCUCAUCGGGGGAUGGAGGUGGGAGGGUCAAGCUCCUCACCCUGUCUUGGGACUCCAGAGCCCAGGGCCCCCUGCAUGCCUCCACCCUGAAACAUGGGUACAGAUACUGAAAAGAAUGCUGACCCUCACCUCCUCCAGCAAUCCCACAUCUCUGACUCAGGGAGCAGGACACCCCAGCCCCUUGCUACCCCCCACGCCCCUCCACCACUGGCACCCCAGGUCGCAUUGGUUUCCACAGCCUGGUGGGGGUGGGGGAAAGGAGGCUGGGAGCCCCUGGGUGUGGUAAGGUACCAGCUGGGGGGUGAGUCCUGGAGGCAGGGCCCAGGACCUAGAAGACAGAAGCCAUGGGCUCGUGGCUAGGGGGUUCAUGGCCCUCCUCCCCCACGCCCUGCUGCAUUUCCCACACCCUGGGAAAGUCCUGGCCCACUCCUCUCCAUGCUGCAAGCCUAGUGACCUGCAGACAGGCACUCCCCAUGGGGAGCAACCCUCCCCCUGCCCCUACCCACUGCAGAAAACCCAAAAUGGAGGGAGCUGGGGAGGGGGUCCAAAUGUCUGGCCACCACCCUCAUGCAUUAACCUGAUAGCCCCAGACCCGUGGGGCCCCCAGUCCCCUUGGGAGGGGCCAGGAGCCGGAAACCAAGAAAGAGGAACCCAGACUUCCGGCUUCCCAGGGACAGAGCAAAUGGGGGUGUCCCGGAACCUCCUGUGGAGAUCUUGUCUGGGGCCCCCUCCUCACCAACCCUGUCCCGGCUCACGGCGCUGGUGUAGGCUGGGGCGGAGACUCCCAGGCUGUGGUGAGGGUCCUGGAGCCAGCACCACGGAGCCCGGGCGACCUCCUCCUCCCACCCAUGCCCACCCCACAUGAGACUGAGAAGCAGCACGUAGGGCCGCAGGAGGCAGACCAGCCCCCCUCGAUGUCCAGUCAUGACGCAGCCCCCCCGGCUGCCCCCAGCCGCAACCCCUGCUGCUUGUGCUGGUGCUGCUGUUGUGGCUGUUCCUGGGCUGAAGAGCGGCGGCGAGCGUGGCGGGUCUCCCGGGAGAACAAGCUGCAGCCUCUCCCCGGUUGCGAGGCAUGCGCCACGCCGAGCCCCGAGGAGGUGCGGAGCUGGGCGCAGUCGUUCGACAAGCUGAUGCACAGCCCGGCGGGCCGGAGCGUGUUCCGGGAGUUUCUGCGCACGGAGUACAGCGAGGAGAACAUGCUCUUCUGGCUGGCCUGUGAGGAGCUCAAGGCAGAGGCCAACCAGCACGUGGUGGACGAGAAGGCCAGGCUCAUCUAUGAGGACUACGUGUCCAUUCUGUCCCCCAAAGAGGUGAGCCUGGACUCGCGCGUGCGGGAGGGCAUCAACAAGAAGAUGCAGGAGCCGUCCGCACACACGUUCGAUGACGCCCAGCUGCAGAUCUACACGCUCAUGCACCGGGACUCCUACCCCCGCUUCCUCAGCUCCCCCACCUACCGUGCCCUGCUGCUCCGGGGGAGCUCCCAGUCCUCCAGCGAGGCCUAGGCUGCUCACCCGCCCGCGGCCGCACAGACUCGGGACCCAUCCGGCAGGAAAGGACUCGGUUACCUGUGUCAGCAGGUGUCCGGCACGCCCACAGGGGCCCAGCACCCCUGGGGGCAGUCCCAGACUGGAGCCCCCUCUCUACACUAGGGACAUGGUACCCUGAGGUCCUGCUGUGAGGCAGGUGUGAGGGCCUCUGGGAUCUAGCAGACCCUCCCGAUCUGGCUCCCUGUUGGCUGGCCCAGGGCUCCUGCUGGGGCUUCUGCUGGGGGAGAGGGACCCUCCCAGGAGUGCUCACGGACCCAGCGGCUUCAUGGGGGGCCUCCUCCCCGGCAGCCGGGGACCUUGAAAAAUGCCUCUGAUGGGAAGCAGAGCCUCUGUGACGUCUAGUUGUUACAUGAGGAGACCCUCUGACUCAAGCUGUCUGCGCCCAGAUCAGACCCAGAACCUCAAAACUAGGCUCAAGGCAACAAGAGCCAGUUUCUUUUUUAUAUUUUCAUUAAGUUUAAACCUGGAAACAUGUCUUUACUGUAUUUUAUCAAAAAAAGAAAAAGAUGUUUUCAUAUUUAUCUCCAUUCCUUCUUCAUCCAAAAUAGGAUCUUACUAUCGAAGAUAUUUUUA